ACUGGUUAUAGACUGUUUAUAGACUGGUUCCAGACUGGUUGUAGACUGGUUCCAGACUGGUUAUAGACUGGUUAUAGACUGGUUCCAGACUGGUGGUAGACUGGUUAUAGACUGGUUCCAGACUGGUAUUGGACUGGUUUUGGAUUGGUUCCAGACUGGUACUGGACUUGUUCUGAACUGGUUCUGAACUGGUUCUGAACUGGCUUUGAGUAGCUUCUAUCUAUCUGGACAGAACCACAUGAUGCUGCUGCUGUUGUCAAUGCUGCUCACUCUCUCUCUGUCUCUCUCUGUUCCUAACUGGUUGUCAUGGAAACCAGCAUGGAGGAGAGUGAGUGAGCAUCCCUUCCCUCCCUCCUCCACUCCCCCCUCCCCUCCCUUCCUCGCUGCCGCCGGCCGCCGCUCUCACACCGGGCCGCCCCCUGAAUCAAACCGAGCGCUGUAGCCUCCGUCUGCGGCUGAAGCAGCAGCCUGUCGGACGGUGCGGACGGUGUGUCGGUGCGUGUGCACGUCGGUCCGGGGCCGGUGUGUGUGAGUGCGCGUGUGGUUGUGACCCGGUUCGUUCUGCUGCUGUGGACCGGGGGGAGGGGGGGGGACGCUCUCUCCCGCACCGACAGCCUCUUUAAUGACCGGAUUUGUGUUUUGCUGCGCGAUGUACAUGGACCGAAGCAGCCUGAGCAGAGGCCCCGCCUCCCCCUCCAGUCCCAGCUUGCUGACGAAGAGCCUCUCUCUGGAGCCGUCCUGCUCACCCUGCGGCCACCAGGGGGCGCUGGAUGCUGACGCUGCACAGCAGUCGAUGGCCAACCCGAGCCCCAGCUGCUCCUCCUCGGGUUCCGCCUCCCUGGAGGGAGGGGCGGAGCUACCAGAGCUGGUGAAUGACAUGGGGCCACCAGAGUUGCCGGUCGCCAUGACGACACCACCAAGCAGGAGCCGGCCCCCGCUGCCAGGGCCCAAACCACAAGUGCCCCCAAAGCCCCCCCACCUCCAACAGCAGGUGACAAGGACACGCCUCCGAGCUCCAGACAAGCCCCUCCCCCCUCCGCCACCAUGCAGACCGCUCCCAGCCGACCCUCGGGGGGGACGGACUCCUCCCACCUGCCCCGACGGCACCGCCUCCCCUACCUGUGUCCUGUCACUCAUCGAGAAGUUUGAACGAGAACAGAUUAUUGUGGUUCCUGACAUCACAGGCGGCGCUCUCUGUACCCGCCUCCCUGACCCCGCCUCCUCCCAACCAUCAUCACCACCAUCAUCAUCCUCACCUGCCCCUCCCCUUCCGGAUGAGGAGCCGCCCACAAGUCCUGAUGACAUCACACCGGGGGUAGAGGGGGUGGAGGACAACCCGCGUGAUGAAGACGACGAUGAUGAUGACGACGACGGUGAUGAUGAAGAGCUGGUGGCGGCGUGUCGUGCUGACGUCCAUCAGAAGUGUCUGUCCAUGGAGUCGGGUUACACCGCCUCGGAGAAGCACCUGGAGGAUGAUGUGGCUGCCAUGGAAAUGAGGGAGCAGCAACAGGAGCUGCCGCCGCCACUCGACCAAUCAGAGCUGCCGUCUGAGCGUCUGUCCCUCCCCUCCUCGCAGACGGAUGGGAAGCUGGCCAAUCGAGACAGUGGCAUCGACAGCAUCAGCUCGCCGUCGCACAGUGAGGAGCUCUGCUUUGCCAGCGUGGAGGACGGGGGCGUGGUCUACCCUUGUAGCCCCGCCCUCCUACCCCGCCUCUCCAGCUCGUCCUCGUAUGCCUGCGAUGGAGGGGAAGGGGAGGCAAGAGGCGGAGCCAGGAGGAGGAGGGAGUUCUCUGAGGAGGGGGACAGCGACCUGGAGGAGGAGGAGGAGGAGGCGGAGCUAACACUGGUGCUGCCCGCCCCCAAGACGGACCGACAGGACUCUGUGGAGCUGUCUGUCCAACAGAGAGUCUUCAACAUCGCCAAUGAGCUGCUGCAAACUGAGACCGCUUACGUCUCCAAACUGCACCUGCUGGACCAGGUUUUCUGCUGCAGACUCCUGGAGGAGGCUCGGUCUCGUUCCUCGUUUCCCUGCGAUGUGGUUCAGGGCAUCUUCUCCAACAUCUGCUCCAUACACUGCUUCCACCAGCAGUUUCUGCUGCCGGCGCUGCAGAAGCGAAUGGAGGAGUGGGACUCGAACCCGCGGAUCGGCGACAUCCUGCAGAAGUUGGCCCCCUUCCUGAAGAUGUACGGAGAGUACGUGAAGAACUUCGACCAAGCCAUGGAGCUGGUCAACACCUGGAUGGAGAGGUCGACCCAGUUCAAGGCCACCAUCCAGGAGAUCCAGAGGGAGGAGCGUUGUGGGAACCUCACCCUGCAGCACCACAUGUUGGAGCCGGUCCAGAGGAUUCCUCGCUACGAGCUGCUGCUCAAAGAUUAUCUGCACCGACUGCCGGAGGACGCUCCGGACUACAGGGACGCCCAGAAGUCUCUGGAGCUGAUUGCCACGGCAGCCGAACACUCCAACGCUGCCAUCAGGAAGAUGGAGCGAAUGAGGAAGCUGCUGAAGGUCUAUGAGCUGCUGGGAGGAGAAGAAGACAUCGUGAACCCGACCAACGAGCUCAUCAAGGAGGGACACAUCCUCAAACUGUCCAAUAAGAACGGAACCACGCAGGACCGAUACCUGAUCCUGUUCAACGACAGGCUGCUGUACUGUGUCCCAAAGCUGCGUCUGAUUGGUCAGAAGUAUGGCGUCCGCGCUCGCAUUGAUGUGGAUGGAAUGGAGCUGAAGGAGACCAGCAGUGUGGCUGUUCCUCGAACAUUCCUGGUUUCUGGAAAACAAAGAUCUCUGGAGCUGCAGGCCAGGACAGAGGAGGAGAAGAAGGACUGGAUCCAGGCCAUCCAGGCCACGAUCCAGAGACAUGAACAGACCAUGGAGAGCUUCAGACACCUCAACUGUUCACUACGAGACGACGACUCCACACCGCCACACUCCCCGAGCUGUGUGGAACUGGGGAAACGAGCGCCGACUCCGAUCAGGGAGAAGGAAGUGACUCUGUGCAUGAAGUGUCAGGAGCCGUUUAACUCCAUCACCAAGCGCCGGCAUCACUGCAAAGCCUGUGGACACGUGGUUUGUGGGAAAUGCUCUGAGUUCCGUGCUCGUCUGUCGUACGACAACAACCGGACUAACCGUGUGUGUGUGGACUGCUACGCCACGCUGGUGGGCGUGUUUCCGUCACCCACCGGACUGAGCAGCAGCACUCAGAGGAGGCGGUCCAUCCUGGAGAAACAGGCCUCGCUGGCGGCAGAGAACAGCGUGAUCUGCAGCUUCCUUCACCACAUGGAGAAAGGAGGGGGGCGGGGCUGGCAGAAGGCGUGGUUCGUUAUCCCCGAGAACGAGCCGCUAGUGCUGUACGUCUAUGGAGCUCCGCAGGACGUGAAGGCUCAGCGCAGCGUCCCUCUGAUUGGCUUCGAGGUCUCUCUGCCGGAGUCAUGUGACCGCCUGGAGCGACGCCACGCCUUCAAGAUCUCCCAGAGUCACCUGACCCUCUACUUCAGCGCCGAGGGGGAGGAGCUUCAGCGCCGAUGGAUGGACGUCCUGUCGAGGGCCGGGAGAGGGGAGGUGCCUCAGGUGCACCGACCAAUUGUGGAGAGUCUGGAGGAGGAAGGGGAGGAGCUUUCUGUGGCUGAGGGGGAGAACACAUGAUGAGGAGGAGGAGCUUCAGCAGCUUUUAAGGCGAGGCCUGAUUGGACAGAAGGAAAUACAAACCAGUUCAAACCAGAACCAACCAGAACUAAAGGUUCAAACCAGUCAUCACUUUACCCACAAUCCUCAGCUGCUCUUGCCAUGGAGACGCCUCCACCUUCAUCUGUGACAUCAUAUUCAGAAUGCCGAUCCAAGAAACUUAAAAGUGAAAGAGGAGACGAGUGAUCAGAAACUGCGCUGAUAAUCAAUUGAUCGGGUCUGUUUCAACCAGCGAUCAGAAUAUAAUUAGCACAACGAUUGAUCAGGAACCUGAUCAGUAGGUUCCGUCCUGGAUUAAUGAUCCAUCAGAUGAUCAGAUUAAUGAUCCGUCAGCUGAUCAGAUUAAUGAUCCGUCAGCUGAUCAGUCAGCUGAUCAGAUUAAUGAUCCGUCAGCUGAUCCGAUUAAUGAUCCAUCAGCUGAUCAAUCUGAAGCUUCUGAUUGGACCAUCAGCAUAAAGCACAACCUUCUACGUGUUCGAUGUUGUUUCUGAAUUUAACAGUUCCUUACGGUGUCUCGACAGUUCCACUAGAACCUUUGCUGCAGGAACCUUCCCAGGAACCAAGGUUCCUUCAGUUGGUCAGCUGUGUUUCCUUGUUCCUGCAGUGGAAACUAAAACUCUUCAGAACGUUGACUCCAACUUCCUGCAGGUCUCCUCUCAGUGAUCAUCUCCAGCCUCUACAAGCCCUUUGUGUACCACCUCAGCCAAUCAGCAUCCACCUGUCAGAAUCUACCCAAACAGCACUGAAACCCACACAGCAGUUAUUUUAGAGGUUCUACCUACCUGGAGCAGGUCCUUUGUUCUCCCCUGAUCACAGCCCUGAAAGAGGUUCUACUGGACGGUUCCUGUGGUUGAAACAAAGGUUCGGUUCCCCCGAAAACAACCUCAAAGUUCCUGCAGUGGGAACAGCCUGCUGAGACCUCCGGUGGAAACACAGGUAGACCAGCUGAGCUCCUCAGAAGGUUCUCCAUCUCAGAAGAAGGUUCCUGCGGUGCAAACGUUUCCUGUCUAUUAAAUCCUUCCUAAGUUCCUGAACACCUUCAGAACCUGCAGACAGAACAUGGACGAUAAACCAGAGGGGCUGAUGGUAGAACCCACAAACUAGACCCUGAAGAGAACCCGUCCUGCUCUUUUAAUGCUUCCACUAAGGCAGGAGGAUGAGCUCCGUCUAUGGAGAGAACGUGGAACUCAGUGUUACUGCCACUGAGUUCUGGUGGCCAUUAACAGAACUGCAGAUACAAAAACCCACAACUUAUUUCACAUUGCAGUAACUAUCCAAAGCAUGAGAACUACACAGUGAUGAUCUCAGAACUAUGGUGCAUGUCGAAGCUGGUUCUCCUGGAUGAAUACAAACAUGUUAGAAAACAAACAGUUCCAGAGUUCUGCAGGACGUUCUUGUCUGGACUCCAGUCCAGCAUUGGCUCUCAGCUAAACAACAGCUUUCAUCAAUGAAAACCGAACGUCCACCAAGUUCAUCCAAAAGAUUCAAGAAGAAUCAGCAGAAUCUAAGGUGACUGUUAGACUCUAGAACCCCCUUUAGAUGCACUUCAACUACUCUAAUGCCAAAUUCCCCCAAAACAAGUCCAGACCUCCAAGCUGCCGAUCAGCAGCCUGUCAGGAGUUGAACUACGUUUCCCAGCAGCCCCCUGCUGGUGGACUCCAGUACUGCAGGCUUUUCUAAAACCACAGAGUCCGACAGAAACGUCUCUUUUCCAUUUUUAUUUGACCUUUAAAUGUUAGAGAUCAUUUAUGUCCUUCAGAUGUUUGGUUCUCAGAGUUCAAAGUGUUUCUUCAAUCUGACCAAUUUUUCACAAAGCAGACAAACUUCCUCUUUCCUUCAUGAACUGACAGCGUCUUUGAAGAAGUGCCGUUUACAGCCACCUCUCUGCUGUUGGAAAAAAGUUUGAUUAUUGCUUCACUACAUCAUUUGACAUUUUUAUGAAAUUAUGGUCCAGAUUUAGUCUCCAGAACAUUUCGUCUUUGUUGGUGCCAUGAAGAGAGUGGAAGUUUGAAGCUGAAACCACGUAUUUGACCUGAAAAUAAAUCAGUCACAGCAGUGAGUCAUUAUUUAGAAAUUAAAAUACAGAAAUGGAUCUGCUUCCAGUUUCUCAUGUGUGAAUAUUUUUUCUUUUUUCUGAAUAUUUUAGAUUGUUGGUCCAGCAUUUGAAGCCUCUGACUCUGAGAAGCUCAGAUUUUCUUACAUUUAUUGACCAGAAGAAGGAACUAAAAACCAAUAAUGGAAAUAAUCAUCUGUGAGAUACGAGGACACGGAUGAUGUCAACAGAUCAGAGACACCAAGAGGAGCCCAGACCGGUUUGAUUCCAACUCAGGCCGGUUUAACCCUAACCCAAACCAGUUUGACCCUAGCCCAGGCCGGUAUAACCCUAAUCCAAACCAGUUUGGCCCUAACCCAGACCGGUUUAACCACAGCCCAGACCAGUUUAACCCCAACCCAAACCAGUUUGGCCUUAACCCAGACCGGUUUAACCACAGCCCAGACCAGUUUAACCCCAACCCAGGCCAGUUUAACCCUAACCCAUACCAGUUUGACCCUAACCCAGGCCGGUUUAACCCUAACCCAAACCAGGUUUGACCCUAACCCAGGCCAGUUUAACCCUAACCCAAACCGGUUUGACCCUAACCCAGACCGGUUUAACCCCAACCCAGGCCAGUUUAACCCUAACCCAUACCAGUUUGACCCUAACCCAGGCCAGUUUAACCCUAACCCAAACCAGUUUGACCCUAACCCAGGCCAGUUUAACCCUAACCCAAACCAGUUUGACCCUAACCCAGACGGGUUUAACCCCAACCCAGACUGGUUUAACCCCAACACAGACCGGUUUAACCCCAACACAGACCAGUUUGACCCUAACCCAGACAGGUUUAACCCAACCCAGACCGGUUUAACCCUAGCCUGGACCAGUUUGACCCUAACUCGGACUGGACUGACCCUCUCUGUGGUUUCUGGACGCUGCAGAUGAUCCAGUAAUUAGAUGGAGCUGAUCUGAACUGAAAGGACAAAGUGGACUUUAGUUGUUUUUCUCUUCUUGACUUGCAGUGGUUCAGUAAUUCUGUCGAUAUAAACUCCUUUUGGACAAAGUGUUUUGAUAGUGAAAAAUAUUCUGAAUAUUAUUAUUGCUGUUUGGCGAAAUGAACAGAUUGUUGUUGGAUAUUUCUGUGUUUGAUGUUUGCUUGAUGCAAGUUGACGCAAAAAGAAAAAGUUUUUGUAAAUAUAAUUUAUUCUCCCAGGACCCGCCAAUCAUGUGACAGUGUUAAGGUCAGAGGUCAUCGCUGUUUCUCCAUGCAGCCAGAGCCACGUGGCGGCCAUGCCGGGUGAAGGUUAAAGGAAGGGUGUUUUAGAAAACUCUGCAUUCUCCUCGGUCAGAUGAUGCUUGGGGACAUGGCUAGCCUGGCUUUGCACAAAAAGAGGAAGUCAGAGGAACUACUACCAAGAAAAAAAAUACAUGAGUUUUCCAGAAUUUUGAAGAGUAAAACCCCUGAAACGCUGCACAACCACUACAAAACCAGCUCAACUACAUCAUUAUUAAUGGAUAAUUUGAAAAUAUGUUGAGAUAAUAAGUUAGCUCCAGCUACAAAACCACACCAUCUCUAUAUACGUGGGAAAUUCAGUACAAAAGUGUUAUGAAAAGUGCAUUUCUAGAGGCUUGUCCUUCUUUAACUUCUACCUCACUCCCUGAGUCUGUGCAUGGCUCUGGCUGCCAGCGUGUUUUUAGCAUGUUUUUGGCAUGUAAAGCAGUGGGAAUGGAAUGAAAUGGCCAGUAACUCCGCCUUCUAGCUCUCAUCAUCACCUCCUGCUUUGCUGUGGUGAAAACGUGUCUGUGGUUUAUUCUCUUUGAGUUUUAUCUGAUCUUAACUGUUUGCAGAGAAGCUUAAAGGCUGGAUAGGACUAGUUCUGACUGGUUCUAACCGGACCUGACCACUUCUGUUGGGUUCUAACCAGUUCUGACGUGGUUCUGACUGGACCGGAGCAGUGUGUGUGAUACAGUUGAACAGUGGUGUAUCGUAUCAGUCACUCUUUGUUCAGUGAGUUGUUGGUUAAUAUAUCAGAUCUGUGUACUGUAUUUAAGCUGCUGUUUUUUGUUUGGGCUGGACGUCCCAUCAGAACCGACAACAGCCGGUGAUACUAGUUAGAGCCGGUUUUAACUACAGAUGCCCAAGUUAUCACACAAUGGAGGAUUAUUUUAGAAGAGGUGCUUCCGUAUUAAUCAGCUUGUAAUUGUUCUGAAGUGUUGGCAUUAUUUAAAUGUCAGUGAAAAACUCAGCUAGCAUCUGUUUACAACCGGUUACAGCUGGUAAAAUCUAGUUAUAACUGGUUACAGCUGGUAAAAACUAGUUAGAACUGGUUACAGCUGUUAAAAAAUAGUUACAAUUGAUUACAGCUGGUAAAAACUAGUUAUAACCGGUUACAGCUGGUAAAAACUAGUUAUGACCGGUUACAGCUGGUAAAAACUAGUUAUGAGCUGUAGGAAGUUACAGUUUUAUUGAAGUUACAGUUUUACUUUUUAAAAGAAGCUUUUAGGCAGUUAAACAGAAAUGUAAAGUAUAUGCAGCCUGGUAAUCUGGUUAGAUCUGGUUAGAUUCUCGUAAUCUGGUUAGAUCUGGUUAGAUUCUGGUAAUCUGGUUACUGCUGGUAAUCUGGUUAGAUCUGGUUAGAUCCUGGUAAUCUGGUUAGAUCUGGUGAGAUCUGGUGAGAUCUGAUUAGAUCCUGGUAAUCUGGUUAGAUCUGGUUAGAUCCUGGUAAUCUGGUUAGAUCUGGUUAGAUUCUGGUAGUCUGGUUAGAUCCUGGUAAUCUGGUUAGAUCCUGGUAAUCUGGUUAGAUUGUGGUAGUCUGGUUAGAUCUGGUUAGAGCCUGGUAAUCUGGCUAGAUCCUGGUAAUCUGGUUAGAUCCUGGUAAUCUGGUUAGAUUCUGGUAGUCUGGUUAGAUCUGGUUAGAGCCUGGUAAUCUGGCUAGAUCCUGGUAAUCUGGUUAGAUCCUGGUAAUCUGGUUAGAUUCUAGUAGUCUGGUUAGAUCUGGUUAGAUCCUGGUAAUCUGACUAGAUCCUGGUAAUCCGGUUAGAUCCCGGUAAUCUGGUUAGAUUCUGGCAAUUUGGUUACUGCUGGUUCGAGCCACAUGAAGCCCGUUUUACCAGCGGGUUAGUAAUGGUGACAGCACGUUUGAAGGGCUUUAAGUUAAAAGAGGCUAGUUUGGACCAGUUAGACUCAGAACUAGUCAGUUGUACCCAGCUGGCUAUGAACUGGUUGAACUGGUGCAGGGCAGUCUGAACUGGUUUUAUUGAACUCAUGUUGUGCCAAACCAGAUUCCUGUCAGUGUUCACUUUUUAUUUCUUGGUAAAUGAAUGUCAUCACAGCAUGUUCAUCGAUGGUCUGUCUCAGUGCUGUGGACUGUUAAUGGCUGUUGUUACCAUGGAGACUGUCAGGAGACCAGACAAGCCAAUCCGAGGUGGAUUCCAUGAUGGUGUCACUUAGUCAGAUGACAUCAUUUCUGACCACAGCUCAGAUCUUCUGACUUGUUGCCAUAGUAACCUACUAGGCGUCUGGAGCUGACAUGUUACCAUUGGCAACCACUGUGGCUCCUCAGUGAUUUCCAGAGCUGCUGGAGAUAGUGUUGCUACGGUAACCACAGCCACCGGCUUCAUAGUGUAUAGGCCCCAUGUUACCAUAGCAACCAGUGGACCCUAGUUGCUGUGACGACUGCUCCUUCCACCAUCCCUGUCUCCAGUGUAACAGCAGCACAGUCGUGUACCUCCUCAUUUAUGUUGUACUAUUGAUUAUUGAUGGAUGGAUUGAUUGCAGGUGAUUGGUUAGUGGCCGGCCACUGCCUUCCAUGCUGUCGGUGUCUGUUUCCCAUCAUGCACCUCUUUAAGAAAAUAAGAUGACAAAUGUAAUAAAUGAGGUUAUAAUUGAAAUAAAAACGUAUGGAAGUAAA
This is a messenger RNA of Amphiprion ocellaris (clown anemonefish), 9628 nucleotides long. RefSeq names its product FYVE, RhoGEF and PH domain containing 1 (gene fgd1). Gene Ontology annotation, cellular component: cytoplasm. The record is from RefSeq and is a predicted model, not a curated record. Gene Ontology annotation, biological process: cytoskeleton organization; filopodium assembly. Gene Ontology annotation, molecular function: guanyl-nucleotide exchange factor activity; metal ion binding. The transcript has 18 exons. NCBI's taxonomy places the organism in Eukaryota, Metazoa, Chordata, Actinopteri, Pomacentridae. Bases 623 to 3643 code for a protein of 1006 amino acids.